Messenger RNA from Suillus paluster, 272 nucleotides. RefSeq lists its product as uncharacterized. NCBI's taxonomy places the organism in Eukaryota, Fungi, Basidiomycota, Agaricomycetes, Boletales, Suillaceae. The record is from RefSeq and is a predicted model, not a curated record. The transcript has 2 exons. Bases 15 to 254 code for a protein of 79 amino acids.
GGCUCACAUCUGCAAUGGUACAUCAUACCAGAUGCGGUUUCUCCAAGAUGGUUCCUCCCUCUUCUUGUCGUGCCAAGUGCCCACCUGUCACCAUUGAGGCGCUAUCUAUCCUUUUCGAUAAUCUGUCUUUCAUCGACCCUUUUGACUGCGCCGUUGGCGCCGCAGCUCUUACUGCCUUUUGGUGCUGUUGCCACUUGGGCGAACUUGUCAUACCGAGCCCUAAUCUUUUUGACCCAUUCAAGCAUGUCUCCUGAUUGGUUCUUCCUCUCUCC